UGCGAAAGCAGUUGGCGGGAGUCAGUGGUUGCGCCGCGCUGCUCUUGACGUGCUGAAAGCUUCUGAAUUGUCAGUGUCGAGGGGUGCUAGGGUGACGCCAGUUACGUUGCAAGAUGGAAUUCAACAUGGCUGAAGUGCAGGUCACAACAGUGGUGUCAUCCUACGAUGGAACCAUGCCUGUGGGGAUGUCCAGCAUCAAUCCACUGGCACACUUUCAGAUACAGUCACCAGACAAGCCCAUGCAGUCACCGACACGGCCCUUGCAAACUCAUGCCCUGGUCAACCACUUCACUCAGCAGACUGUCCAGCAGCAGACGCCUGCUGCAUCAGUGGCCCGGCCACGCUUGUCACCAGCGCUUCCACAGCCAGUCAAGACGCUGGUCUUCUUUGACCUCGAAACAACAGGCCUGCCCUCCAAGUACCAGCCAGUCAGCAUAACCGAAAUAGCCAUGGUGGCUGUGGACAGGACCCACUUUGAGAAGCAAGAUAAGACUGAAUUUCGGGUGAUCAACAAGCUAACACUGUGCCUAAAGCCUCAAGCUGCCAUGCACCCGAUGGCUGCCAAGAAAUCUGGUCUGGACACCAUUCUCCUGAAGGACCAGGGCCUGUUUCAUCAGGCUCAGCCUGCGAUUCGUGCCUUUCUGUCUGUCCUGGCUCCACCGGUCUGCCUUCUGGCCCACAAUGGCGACUCUUUUGACUUUCCCAUAUUUAUGGAUGAACUGGUGUUUUCCACGGGCAGUGGUGAUGUGGACAACAUUCUGGGUGUACCAGGACUGGCAUGCUGCGACACACUCAAAGCUGUGCGCCACCUCUGGCCUGUGCUGCCUCCGGCACCCAAGAAGGGACGUGGAUCAGUGGCUGCCAGCAAGCAGAACUCCUAUGCACUUGACCAGCUCUACAAGCGCUUCUGUGGACGCCGUUCCAAUGCACAUCACGCCGAGCAGGACUGCGUUGACCUCAUGAAGGUGUGCCACACAGAGAAAGCAGCUUUCGUUGCCUACGUUGAUGCCAACGCGGCACACCUAGCUGAUGCCCGUCGUACCUGGUGAUUGCAACAGCAGCCCCCAUGGGUUUUGCACAAUGUCCUUGUCUGCAUCGCUUAAAUAUCCUGGCAAAUUUGGUUGAGCGAGGUGUGCCAUCCCCCUGGAGCUUAUUCUGCAAGCCCCUUAUGGACUGUUGUGAUUUUCGCAUGGGUGAUCAUCAUCACUGGUGCACGGUCGAAUGAGCCUUGUUUUCUAAUCUAAGGUUUUGGUGCCUACCUACCACGUAGCAGUGGUGGUCCAACUGCGCCAUUUGCUACAAUUCUACUUGUCUGCGCCUUGCUGCACCCACUGAAGUGCAACUUGCGCCAAGUGCGCCUACACGCCACCUUUGCCUUGGGCGCUACGCGGACAUCGCAGUAGCGUGGCCGAUCCCUCCGUUUGUGGAAAGACCCGCGGCUAAGCAUUCCGAGCAUCGGCGACGCAGACUUCGUGACCAAGCUUAGCGCACGCAAUCCUCUAUCGGACACACAUUUAAGCCUUUCAGCACUCGAUGUUUCGGAAUGUGCGACUAAGCACAUCGAGCAUCGGCUCCUCGGGCCCGCGGCUAGGCAUUUCGCGCAUCGGCACUUGGGACUGCGCGACUAAGCACAUCGAGCGUCGGCGCCUCGAGCCCGCGGCUAGGCAUUUCGCGCAUCGGCUCUUGGGACUGUGCGACUAAGCCCAUCAAGCGUCGACUCCUCGGGCCCGCGGCUAGGCAUUUUUGUUGCACAAAAUUGUUUUUCUGCAUUUCUGGUCGCUUUUCUAUUAUUCUCAGUAGUCUACAAACUAUUCUCAGUAGUCUACAAGUGCUAUUUACAUAGGUAAAUAAAGUGUGUUCGCAAUGUUUUCUGAUGGGGCAUGCGAAGUAAAUGGCUGCGUCAGUCUGUCUUGCUCUGUGUCCAUUUGCUCUAAAGAAGUAUUUAACAAUUGUGUAGUAGCAAUAAGCUGCACCAAAUGUCAUGCACUUUUGUUCUGAUACAAAACGCAAAAUUUUGUGCUACAGAACUGCUACAAAGUGCUAAUGUGGCUGCUCCUAAAUUGCUAUAAAACAGUUUUUUUCCUGCUCCAAAAAUUGCUCCAAUUCUUAAACUGGCUGGACCACCACUGCACCAAGGUUGUCAUUGCAGGGAAUCUGUGGGGAAAUACUUUCAAUUUUAUUGCACCUAGCCUUGUGUAGCUCGGUACUGCUGCAAACACUUAGUCCACCUGCCGCUAUGUCUCAUUUCACCCUUUUUUUAAAGAGUGCUUUCUUUUUUUCCCCCUUUUGGUGACUCUUAGCGACUUCACGAAGUGCAACGACCAUUUCUCUUCUUUUUUUAAGGUCAGCUGCCAAUUUGCUGCCGCUCUGUGUGAGGCAGUGCUAGUCUUGAAUUGCUGGAAACGGGAGUUUUCCUGCCUUUACUUUCAAUUUUAUUGCACCAAGUUUUGUGUAGCUUGGUACUGCUGCAAACACUUCGGGAUUGUUGAGGUGUAUUGCCACUGUGUGCUGCACCAGUAUACAUGGAUAAGCCAUGUUUGGUUAGUCCCCCAACUGAGCAGAGGCAGUAAUUCAUAAUUGAGUUUGUUCCUGGUUGAGCAAGUGCAAGGAGGCUUAACAGGCACUUAAUUCCACCAAAUGUGACACUCCAAUCUGAUAUCAAACAAAUGCUUGUUUUGCAUUGGUCAUGCCUAGAGAAAUCCUGGUCUUGAUUUGUUACUCGUGUCUUGCAGUGUUCAAUUAGGAAAUACUGUCUUUCUGAGUAUUAGCAUGUGAUGUCUUUGCGUCAUGUAUGUCUACUAAAUUGAGUUGGUUUUAGGGAGCUUGUGAUACCUUUUUUAUUUAUUAGUGAUCAUAGAAAUCAACUGCUUGCAAAGCAAGUAGUCAUUUCUUGUUGUCUGUCCUCAUAAGCAUUGAACUUCUCUGAAUAGUACAAAACAUUUCUCUUAUUUUUUUAUUAUUUUUUUUGCUGCAUCUAGAAUUUUAAACAAACUGCCUGCCUUGGUAUCGCACUAGGCAGUGAGUCAGUUUAUUAAUCUGAAGUUGUUAAUUUACACUGUGUGUCACUUUUUCUUCAUUACAUCCAUGUCUUCAAGUUAAUUGCAUUACGCUAAAGACUUGUAAUCAUUACUUUGGCCAUGUAGCCUAAUCAAUUUCUCAUUUUCCUCAUCAUUUACUCAUGUCAGUACAUGGCUCAUCAAACAUUGAAAACGUGUUUGUGGCAUGGCUACUGUCAGUUCUCGUCUGUUGCUCUUUUUCUCUGGUGACACCUCUCAGUCCUCUCCUCCCGAUUCUCUUCAUUGCACGCCAAUAGACCAUUUUGGGAGGUGCUUCUCCCUAUAUCGGUCUGAGCUGCAGGUGUUUGUGUUGCACUUAGUGGGUGGCAUAAUUAGACUGUAUAGAGAGCCAGGGUUUGGCAUGGUGGGACAAUUUGCUGUCCUUGAAAUGAGAUGGUGCCCCUCUGCAAGGUUUUGUCUGCCAAAGAGAGUACAACUUGCAAACAGCGGAAGGCUGUUGUUAAGUGUGAAUGGGGACUCAAAUGUCUCUUACUGAAUGCCAUACCAUAACUAAACAGGCACGUUAUGUUGCCACCACAAUGGCUGAAGGUCGAGCUUAUUGUGCCACUGCUGUCCACGAGCAGUGCCCAGCAGCAGUAGCAAGUGCCUUGGGAAAGCCUGGGUGGGCCAAGUUUCCACGUCAAGUGAACAAUGCGAUCAGCAGCGGAUAGGGAACAUAGAUGAGUCAUUUAGUGCUCUUGAAAUCGCUGUCUUCACAUGUGAUUGCACAUGCAGUCGGUGUAUGUGCAUUGAUGUUUUUUUUUUUUUUAAUCCUACUCCCUCCCACUGCGGGAGAGAUUUUUUAACAUUUUAUGGCGACUCCUUACUGGCACUAGGGAAAUUGUAAUGAACACAGUGUAAAAUGUGUUUUUGUCUGCUCUCUUAUCCCCCUCACAUUUGCUGUGAAUGGUUGACGAAAGGCUAUUACUUAGCAGGUCUGAAGAU
Messenger RNA from Dermacentor silvarum, 4001 nucleotides. Its product is annotated as three-prime repair exonuclease 1. The transcript is spliced from 6 exons. The coding region runs from base 114 to 1049 and encodes 311 amino acids. Gene Ontology annotation, biological process: DNA catabolic process. The record is from RefSeq and is a predicted model, not a curated record. Gene Ontology annotation, cellular component: cytoplasm. Lineage: Eukaryota; Metazoa; Arthropoda; Arachnida; Ixodida; Ixodidae. Gene Ontology annotation, molecular function: 3'-5'-DNA exonuclease activity; nucleic acid binding.